CACCUCUCUUCUGACUGUGCGUUUACACCGUUCGGGAGAUUUGUUUUUGUUUGUUUAUUUAUCUUUUUCACGAUUUUUUUUUUGUUCUGUGAUUCCGUAAUUUUCUACCGGGCCAAUUUUCCAAAAAACAACAUUUAGUGCUUACAUUUUUUUUUCUUGUAAUCGUGGGCAAAAAACACAAGUGAUACCCUGUGCAGUUUUCUAUUUGGAUUACCCUCCCUGGAUAUACCAUCUGGAAAUUUUUUUUCCUGUGGAUCCAAAAAUUUUGAAUCUAUAACAGCGAAGUCGAUGUGUUGGAGCAAGCGGAGAAUCAUUUUACCCAACAUAUCCAGGAGUUUAUGUAAAGGAAGCUAGGGUGGCGGUCGUGAAAAGUGCGGCUCAGGCCGCUACAAACAUGCCAUUUAUAGACGACGAUCUGCUCUGGUGUCCAGAUGCAGACAACAAGAUGGUCGACUUGUCGCAGUGCCUUGACACUGGUGGAGGGUUGGGCGAGUUGACGCAGACCGACCUAACAGGUCUUGUCGGCACAAUUGACGAGGAAGAAGACAUAUUCAAGUCGUUUGAGCUCGAACAGUUUUUCGAUUUCAACAAUGAAGAAAGAGAAGAGAAUAACAAUGUUGGAGCAACAAACAAAAACCAAACACUCGCCUUCCUGCAGGAACUGCAAAGAAACCAAGCCAAUGCCAGAAAGUUCAACAUUGCUGCAGCCAACCCUCUUCUUGCCGGACCGUACUUUAUAGAAAAAUUGGCAGCACCUGGUCCAGUAACAACUAGCACACCAACUGUUGGAAGCAGUGCCGAACCAUUUCUGAGGAUUAAGACGGAACCAGACACCAGACAAGGUACACUAAAUGGGUCAAAUCACUACAAAGCGGAAGGUAUGGGAAAUUGCAGAUUCAAAAUCCCCCAGAAGCCAGGAGAGAACCAUUUCGUCGGUGUUGACGGUCAGCAGAUGAGACGCCCAGUUGACACAGCUGUGGCCCCAACGGUCGGAGGUGUAGGCUACGUGAAAAGGGAGCCGCAGGACCACAAAGCACUUCUCCACGGCAUCCUGAGUCACCAGCCUCACGCAGCAGCUCUCCUCGCCUCCUACACCGCCUCAAACACAGGUUCUCUGCCACCCAGCCCCGCAGAUUCAGGAGUAUCGGACGUCGACAGUUCAAGCAGCGGUCACACGAGCAACGACGAGCUCAGGGCAAGGCUGCAACCACCACCCCACACAUAUUAUCAACACACUACAGCCACCUCGUGCAGAAGAUCGCCCGAAGCAGCUACGCCUUCAAUGGGAGGACUGUACCCGACAGCACAUUUCCUUUCGCCCUACUACCACCAGCCCCAGCCGUACCCCAACAGAACACUCACUGAUGGAUAUGGUGGAGCAGGAGGAGGUGGAGGAGGAGGAGGCGGAGGAGGAGGCGGCGGUGGUGGAGGAGGAGGAGCCGCCACAGGUUACAUGGGACCACCACAAAAUUAUUUUGCACCCCCACAAGCACCCUCACCGCCCAGGGCGUCCGUGAUACAAGCUGCCGCCUCCAGCUCACAUGACGACCUGUCCAUCUUUGACCUUGGUUUCCAGCACAGGAUGAAAAAGAAGGUCAAGAGGGCGAGGAGCGGAGAAUCGCCAACAGCGACAGGACCCAAGAGGAAAAGCCGAGAAGGUUCAACGACAUACCUAUGGGAAUUCCUUCUUAAGCUUCUACAAGACAGGGAUUACUGCCCAAGGUAUAUCAAGUGGACAAAUAGGGAGAAGGGUGUUUUCAAGCUUGUCGAUUCCAAAGCUGUUUCUAGGCUUUGGGGACUUCACAAAAACAAGCCAGAUAUGAACUACGAAACAAUGGGCCGGGCUCUCAGAUAUUACUACCAGAGAGGGAUCCUGGCCAAAGUCGAUGGACAAAGAUUGGUUUACCAAUUUGUCGAUGUACCGAAAGACAUCGUCGAGAUAGACUGUAGUGGGGCGUGACCAUCAGCAACAAAAUGAAAAGCUGAAUAAUAUAAUUAAAAAUCAAACCCAACCCCAAUGAAAUUAAUUACGUUACCAAACCUUCUUCUGUAUUUAAAUUUUCUCUCACUUUCUAUCUGGGUUGACCACAAUUUCAAAUGUUUUAAAGAGAAAAAAAAUCUUUAAAUUUCAAAAAAGUAAAUCACAUGUUAAUAAGCAAACUCACUAUUUUUAAAUAACAAAUAUAUAUAAAUAUAUAAGAGAAAUUAUUAUUAUUAAAGAAAAAAUUUAAUUAAAUUUGAAAAUUCUCUCUAUUUAUAAUUGUUCUUGUACAAAGUUUUAAAUGUUUUAUCAAUGUUUGCAUUCUGGUUGUUAGA
Messenger RNA from Cimex lectularius (bed bug), 2316 nucleotides. RefSeq names its product ecdysone-induced protein 74EF (gene Eip74EF). The coding region runs from base 395 to 1960 and encodes 521 amino acids. Gene Ontology annotation, cellular component: nucleus. The transcript is spliced from 15 exons. Gene Ontology annotation, molecular function: sequence-specific DNA binding; DNA-binding transcription factor activity, RNA polymerase II-specific. The record is from RefSeq and is a predicted model, not a curated record. Gene Ontology annotation, biological process: regulation of transcription by RNA polymerase II; cell differentiation. NCBI's taxonomy places the organism in Eukaryota, Metazoa, Arthropoda, Insecta, Hemiptera, Cimicidae.